CCUUGUGCCAAAAAAAACUUGUAUUUAACAAACGUUCUAUCAUGCCACGUUCGUUUUUAAUUAAGAAACAUUUAUCGUAUAGAGGUAGCUCACCCAAAAAAAGAUAUUGGACAGAAGUAAACAAUGAUGUCAUUAUUUCAACUCUGCCAGUAAUGGUGCCUUUUUAUCCUGAAAACCCAGCUCCAUUUGACUUAACUAAGAAAGCAACAGUUGUAGGCCCAGAACUUGAUAACAAUUCUCAACCUUUGAAGAAAUGCUCACAAACCCAUCAGUUUUCAGAAGUUACUCUUCCUAUUGAAUCGUAUCCUAACAUGGCGGACGCUGUGACCAGCCAUUCGGGUGGAUCUUAUUUUUAUCGAAGUCUGAUGCCCCGGUAUUCAUCUUUCGGCCACUCUCCUUGCCAUUUUGAGCAACAUUACAAUUUCGGGUCCAUUGGUCAGCCACCGAUGUCUCCACCUAAAUCACCACCUCUUUUCACUCGUGACUCUGAUAGGUUUCCUAGCAAGUUGUAUUUACCGAAACCAGCUUUUGAGAGAGAGAACCUUUUAUCAUCAACGCCACAACUAUGGACAACUGCCAAGAAUAACUCACAGACUACAUGGUUCCAAAAUGACCACAACGAAUCGUUAUUGGUAGCUCCUCUUAGUCCUGAGUCGGAAGGGGAGACUACCCUAGACAACAACUCCAUUACAGUAAUGGUUAGUAGAACACAAGUAAAUAAUUCACGAUACCAAUGUUCGGAAUGUGGCAAGAAUUAUUCUACUUGUAGUGGACUGUCUAAACACCAACAAUUCCACUGUGAGACAAAUGCGAAAAAGUCCUUUAGUUGUAAACAUUGCGACAAAGUGUACGUUUCCCUCGGGGCUCUCAAGAUGCACAUCAGGACUCACACUCUUCCGUGUAAGUGUACUGUAUGCGGGAAAGCUUUCUCUCGGCCCUGGCUUCUCCAAGGUCACGUCCGGACACACACGGGAGAGAAACCAUUCUCCUGUCCACACUGUAACCGAGCUUUUGCCGAUCGAUCUAACCUGCGGGCUCAUCUCCAGACACAUUCGGACGUGAAGAAGUACAAGUGCAAAACCUGUAACAAAACAUUUUCCCGCAUGUCCUUGUUAGUUAAGCACGAAGACGGAGUAUGUGCGAACGGGUUACAGCAGCAGUAACAGACAUGACAGCUGUGUUCUACUUCGACGAUGCGGCUGCUUUUUGUUGUCAUUUUUUAGCUACGAUGUGUUUUAUUUUUCAAUUUAGCCAUUCCAGUUACAUGUUUUUAAUUUUCCUCGAAUCCGGUUCUAGAACAUAACUCACAUUUAUUUCUAUAGUAAGAACAAAUAUUCUGUAAUGUUUCUGUAGGCCUACAUAAAUGUCUCAAACACGAAACAACUGAAGGGUAGGUCGAAGUUUUGAACCACAAGAACUUAAUUAAUACUAGUUGGUACAUAACGUUGGCUAUAUAAUUCAAGUCUGUUGUGGAGCAAUAAAUUUUAACAGUUUUCCUUCAAGCUCCAAACUGACG
Limulus polyphemus (Atlantic horseshoe crab) is the source of this 1516-nucleotide messenger RNA. Its product is annotated as protein snail homolog Sna-like. Gene Ontology annotation, biological process: regulation of DNA-templated transcription. The transcript is spliced from 2 exons. Bases 42 to 1163 code for a protein of 373 amino acids. Gene Ontology annotation, molecular function: RNA polymerase II cis-regulatory region sequence-specific DNA binding; DNA-binding transcription factor activity, RNA polymerase II-specific. The record is from RefSeq and is a predicted model, not a curated record. Lineage: Eukaryota; Metazoa; Arthropoda; Merostomata; Xiphosura; Limulidae.